AGGCAGGGUCCAGGUGUCCCCGCCCGCUGGGUGGAGCGCUGCACCUGUCCUCAGGGUUACCACGGACAACACUGUGAGCAGUGCACUCUGGGAUACCGCCGCGCCCGCCCGGAGCUCGGCGCCUUCAGCUCCUGUGAGCCCUGCAACUGCAACGGACACAGCGAGGCCUGCAACCCCGACACAGGAGCGUGUGACUGCCGGGACAACACGGCCGGCCUGAGCUGCGAGCGCUGUAAGGACGGUUAUUAUGGCGACGCCACCCAGGGGACGCCCGCGGACUGUCAGCCGUGUCCCUGUCCAGCAGGAGCCACCUGCGCCGUCGUCCCCAAAACCAGAGAGGUGGUGUGCACCAAUUGUCCCACCGGAACCACAGGUAAGCGCUGCGAGCUGUGCGACGACGGCUUCUUCGGCGACCCCCUGGGUCAGAGCGGCCCGGUGCGAGCCUGCCGCGCCUGCAAGUGCAGCGACAACAUCGACCCCAACGCCGUCGGCAACUGCAACCGCGAGACCGGAGAGUGCCUCAAGUGCAUCUACAACACCGACGGCUUCUUCUGCGACCGCUGCAAGGAGGGUUUCUACGGCAACGCCCUGGCAACCAACCCCGCCGACAAGUGCAAAC
Molecule: messenger RNA, 619 nt
Organism: Plectropomus leopardus (leopard coralgrouper)
Lineage: Eukaryota; Metazoa; Chordata; Actinopteri; Perciformes; Serranidae
Source: RefSeq, a predicted model, not a curated record